AUGGCAGACGCACACGAUCAGACCCGACGGAAGUCCUUCCUACCAAACCUGCCCAAAGCCAUGACCCGCCAGGACCGUCGCAAAUCAAUGCACUUCAAGCCUGAUUACAAUCCUCGACCCCGAUGGAUGCUCCAUAUGCAAGCAGUCUUCUGGCGGGUCCUAAUGGGAAUAGGCAUGUUCUUGCACAAAUUCGCCAAUCCAAAGCCGCCGAAGCCGAAUUUCUCCAAGAGCAUCCCGGCGACGAUAAGUGGGCAGAAAGGUGUGAUACCGCUGCAGUUCUAUGUACCGAAGGAUUGGGUGACGCAGAAGCGAUUAUGGGAGGGGAAGCCUGAGGCUCAGUUCGCGGAGGAGGCGUUGAUUGAGGAGGAUGAGGAGGAGGACGGGGUCGCAAUCAAGAACAAGAAUCGGAGGGUGAGUACGGCGCUUGGUGAUUUCGGCCAGAAUCUACGGCGGAGAAGGAUGAAUGUCAGACGGUGGGGUGGAUAUCCUGUUGUCAUUAAUUUUCACGGGGGAGGUUUCACUAUCGGAACAAGCACGGAUGAUGCGAGGUGGUGUGGGACGGUGGUGGAUGAGUGUAAUGCUGUAGUGAUAGCAGUCGACUACCGCCGAGCGCCUGAACAUCCUUUUCCAACGGCGGUAGAGGACGGUGUGGAUGCAGUCUUGUGGGUACACGAGCACGCGGCUGAGUUGGGCAUAGAUCGCGAGAAGAUUGCUCUAUCGGGUUUCUCUUCUGGUGGCAAUAUGGCAGUCACCGUACCUCUUCGCCUUUACCAACACCAAAACGGUUUCGAGGAAUCCGACGACGACGAACAAGAUCCCCAAGCACCAGCGCGUUCUCCCCGCCCAAUGUCACCGCCCUCAGAUUCAUCACCCUCCUCCAGCGGCUCAACACAAGUCCCGCCUGGCGGCGGCCUGGUCGAGCACAUCGACCCGAACUCACCCGCACCAACCCUUUCAUCUCCAUCUCCCAAGACGACGGCAACAGCAACAGCCAAGUCAAAACCUGUUUCGGAGGCGAAAAUCCGCUGUAUCGUCCCCUGGUACCCCAGCCUAGACUACACCCGCACGCGGGAAGAACGCCGCGCCACGCAAGUCCGCAAGGAUCACGAACUCCCCGCAAUCUUCACAAAUCUCUUCGACGAAUCGUACCUCCACCCACCCAAAAGCGUAAACCUGGACUCCCCUUACCUCAGCCCGGGCGUAGCGCCUACCUCACUACUCCAACACGGUCUUCCGCAGGAGAUAAUAAUGUACUGCUGCGAAGUGGACAUGCUUCUCGACGAAGGUGAAGCUUUCCGAGAUCGGCUGAGGAGUCCGCCGUUGAAUAAGAAUGUGGUGUAUAGGAUGAUUGAGGGGGAGCCGCAUGGGUGGGACAAAGCGCCGAAUCCUUUGAAGCCGACACCAGGGGUAAGGGAGCAUUAUUUGAGGGCGUGCAGGGAGUUAAGACGGGUGUUGGGGACGCAGCCGGGUGUGAAGGAACAUGCUACUGCGCAGGGGCCUUCUGCUGCUCCGAGGGGGAGUAUACAGGUUGUGCGGUAG
Recurvomyces mirabilis is the source of this 1539-nucleotide messenger RNA. RefSeq lists its product as uncharacterized. Lineage: Eukaryota; Fungi; Ascomycota; Dothideomycetes; Mycosphaerellales; Teratosphaeriaceae. The transcript has a single exon. The coding region runs from base 1 to 1539 and encodes 512 amino acids. Gene Ontology annotation, molecular function: hydrolase activity. The record is from RefSeq and is a predicted model, not a curated record.